GGCGGUGGGACUCAAGGCCCGAGCUGGAGAGAGCCAGUCAGUCGCUCUGCGCGGCACGGCGACCAGUCAGCUGCGCCCCGAGGUCGCCUCUUUACACAUCCCUCACAAUACAAAACUUCACACACAAAUUCAAACCCAGUAUAAAUUAAUGUGCUGCCAAACAGUGAAAUUUGCUGUAGAACAAAAAAGGGGCGCAGUUCCUGGAAUCUACGAGCACACAGCUACAUAGUAGAUGGCCACACGAAUCACUAGUGGAUGUAUCAGAAUAUAGCUUGAACAAGUGGUAGCAGAGUGUGGUCGCAGGUAACAAGUUAUACUCCACUGCAAUGUGCGAGACGGCGGAAAAGAAGGCUUCGGGAGCGGAGAUGGAAGGAGAGAAGGCCAAAGAGGCAGAGGGCGGCGAGAUGCAGGCAUGGAAGGGGAUGAGUUGGCGUGAACGCUGCCGGUACCUGGUAGGAAACAUUACAGUGGAGCCCAUGCUGGCAUGCUACAUCAUGCCCAGUGUGCUGGCCAGCCUUGCAACACAGAACCUCAACUUGGAGAAGGCGUGUCGCGUCAACCUGCAGUACAGCGAGGAGGUGUGCGAUGCCCUGUCGGUCCGGGAAACAGCCAAUUACACAAAGCAGGAGACAGAGGUACAACAGCUGGUGGCAGGCAUGACGGUGUGGAAGACGAUCCUGCAGAGCGCCAUCCCCUCGCUGCUGAUGCUGUUCAUGGGCGCGUGGACGGACCGCCGUGGUCGCCGCAAGCCCUGCAUGCUGCUGCCCAUCCUGGGCGAGUUCCUCACCUCCAUAGGCCUCAUCCUCUGCACCUUCUUCUUCUUCGAGCUGCCCAUGGAGGUGGCGGGCGUGGUGGAGGCGCUCUUCCCCGCUAUCACGGGUGGCUGGUUCACCAUGUUCAUGGCCACCUUCAGCUACAUCGGCGAUGUCACCUCCAAGGAGAUGCGUACCCUCCGCAUCGGUGUGGUGAAUGUGUUCGUGUCGCUCGGAGUGCCAGUCGGCAUGGCGCUCAGCGGCGUACUGUACCGGAAGAUCGGCUUCUACGGCAUAUUCUCCAUCUCGGCCGUGCUGUAUGUGAUGAGCUUCUGGUACGGUCUGCUGGGAAUCAAGGAGGAGGCCAAGCCACGGCCACCCAAGGAGGUCGACGGCAAGGCCUGUGGCUUUUUGCGGGACUUCUUCGACAUAGGCCACGUGGCCGAGACGUUCCGGGUCGCCUUCAAGAGCGGCAAGGACCAGCGGCGCAUGCGCGUCAUAAUGCUCAUGGUGGCCUGCAUGGUCAUCAUCGGCCCUCUGCACGGCGAGAUGGCCGUCAUGUACCUGUUCACGAGGUACCGCUUCAACUGGGAUGAGGUGGACUUCAGCAUCUUCUCCACCUACAGCAUGGUCACCAACCUCAUAGGCACCAUGAUCUCGGUGGGGCUGUUCAGCCACGUGCUGAAGAUAGACGACGCGCUGAUUGGCGUCAUGUCGUGCACCAGCAAGAUCCUGUCCUGCUUCAUGUACGCCUUCGCCACCACGGACUGGAUGAUCUACCUGGCUCCUAUAAUCGAGAUGCUGAACGGAACAUCCUUCAUCGCCAUGAGAUCCAUCGCCACGAAGCUGGUGCCCGCUGACGAACUGGGGAAGAUCAACUCCCUGUUCGGCGUGUGCGAGGCCCUCAUGCCGCUGGCGUACGGGCCCAUGUACAGCCUCGUGUACGCUUCCACCAUGAAAACCGUGCCAGGCGCGUUCUUCCUACUGGGUGGGGCUCUCACGGCGCCCGCCGUCCUCAUCUUCCUGUGGAUGUACAAGGUGCACAACCAGCUGGAGGCGGCCGAGCAGGCGCGCGCCAAGACGCUGGAGGACGGCGUCACCAUGAGGGAGCGCGCGCCCGAGCAGAACGGCGGCGUCGAGAACCGCAGCUUCGUCAAGGACGGCGACGAGUGAGGCGGCGCUGGCCCCCGAGAGGAGACCGCGGGUGCAGACACGGUCCCGGGGACCGACACCCGGCGAGGGCCACCAGAGUGGGUUAGGGCCACUUGCCUGCAGGCUAGUUUCCACCAAACUUGCCGAAAACCCUUUCUUCGCCGAAAUUAAAGACGCGCCGAUUUCAAAUACUAACGCAUGCGGACGUCAACACGAGGUAAAUUCUACUUGGGGGAAAAAAUUGACAUCAAUGAUGUAUAUUCUCUUAGAUAUUGUCCGUGUUAAUGCAGGGUUGGUCAAUUAAUGUAAUCUUCAAGUCUUAUACACAUCGGGGUACUCGACCACUGCAGAAAGGCCAGCGUGGCCUAGCAGAUAAAAUUCAUACCAUUCAUCACAUACAACAAUGUACACAUCUGCAUCUUGCUUGAUUCUGGCACAUGUGUUGAGGCAUCCUGUGUUCUUCUGCUAAUACCAGGGAGGAAUGUAUGUGCCACUUUUAAACAUAUUACACUCGCAAUGUUGUUCUACCAAAUAUAAACUCUUGGGGAUAUAAACAAAAUUGUCAAGCCCAACUUCUAUAACACAACACGCGUCAAUACAAUUCUAGUAACACGGCAGGUCGUAUCUCAGCGACUGCGCCUAUGCACACACAGAGCAUUAUUAGGAAUCUACCAACUGUCGCAGUAACACUUGAGGGACAACUACACAAUGAAGGGGGUGUGUAUAUUUUGAUCGUGGUUCUAUUUUAGUGGCCUCACAUUUAGCUCAUUUUAAUCCAGUUUAUGUCCAAAACACCAAGAGAAUAAUUGUUGCAUUAUUGUGCUGAUUCUCAAUAAGUAUGGAACACUUGUUAGCUCUAGUUACAUCAAAUGUGUAUGAUUAGGUUGUAACAGCUACAUACAUCUAUAAUAAUGAUACCACACAUAGUACAAUCUGACAGUACAUGUUGAUUCAGGAGAGUUAUUAUGUAAAAAAUCACCAAUAUUAGCAUAAACAUUUCGCUGUGAUUGUUUACUAGUUUACUAGAAGAAAAGGCCAAUAAUGAUUUGCAGAAAUAAAUCAUAUUAACAUUUUCCACUAAUGAAGAGUACUUGCACUACGUUAUUUGGACUCCUUCACGAAAACCUAGUUUUAAACUUUCGUACCUGGUCCAAUUAAGGCCUAUUUGAUUUCAAUAUUAAAUAUCACAUAUUCGUAAAAUGUCAGUAUCGGAAAUGUGCGCUAAAAGUAAAGCGGUGAACGCUUUUAAGUACGAUUAGUAACAGCUAUCCACCUCAGCCUGUCAUUGGGAGAGGGCAUUGCGGCAGACUGCGUCAUCCAUCUUGGUCUCUGGUCCCUCGCCUGACUCCUCUUGAUCCCCAAGUCCUCCUCUGACAACUCUUGGUCUCUGGUCCCUCGCCUGAUGAAGAAGAAACCGUCCUAUUGCGAGAGCCUGCCGACGGGACAGUAUCACUGCGGAGAGUCGCGCAGACGGGUGACGAACUGACAAGAGUGGAAGUGAGUGUUCCUGAUGUGCGGUGCGUGCGAGGAACUGCCCAGUUCGGAAAAGUUCUUGCACACUCGGUUGCUCAUUCGUCUCUGAGACUCGCUCAUGAAUCCUAUGUUGAUGUAGGACUACCAUGAUUCACACUUGAGACAUAGGUUUACGCUCAAAGAAAAAGAAAAGCAAAGUCUGGCUGCGUGCACCCAUUUGUGUUGCAAUUACUGAAAACGUUAUUAAUUCUUGUAUUUGCCAGAUAGGGGCGCAAUUUGUCUAGUGAUACAUGGUAAUCCACGAUAUAGCGAACUGUGUUAUAUCGGGCUUCUUCUGUAGUUAAUUUACAGUUUGUAUAAACCCAAAACCAUUACUUAUUUUACUUUUCUGUUGCAUGGUAUUAGCUCUUAUUUAGAAACAAAAAAAAACAUUAUACAGAUUCUGAUUUUUAACUAUUUAUCGAAGAGCUCGGUCUAUAGUUUAUGUGUAUUUUCUAAAUAUAUUUUGUGUUCAUUUAUUUUUGAUUCCCAACUAAACUAGUAAAUUGUCUCUAAUUGUAAACUGGUACUUGACAUGCCUUUUUAUGUGCAACUGCCCGAUUCCUGACCAUAUAACACUUGCUGAAGUACCAGGCAUUGCCAAGGCUUUAUACAGAAUAAAUAGGUUCUAUUUGCUAGUUUUUCGAAAUUUCAGAGAUAUAGUAUUUUUUUUUUUUUUAAUAUUUUUAUCGUAAAGUGUACAAAAUUUUAUCGAGAAGUACCGAAAUUCUUCUAAAAGAGGUGGGAAUUGGGAAUGAUGGGUGGUUUCUCGAAAUUGUUAACCUUCCUCUUGUCUUGAAGGUCGAGUGUGCAGAAUUUCAUCAAGCUCGGAAUAAAACUGUAGAUUAGUAUAAAAACAAAACAAAAACGAACAGAAUCUCAUCUUUAUGUACAUAGAUUCAUGUACCGAGCAUCUGUGGACAUUUCCGGGGCGCUAAAAAAAGAAGUGCAUUCUUCUUGCUGGGACAUGUUCGAUUCGGUGUUUCGCACCAAGGCACUGUGGUUCAUACAAACAUUUAUAAGUAGCGUGUCAAGCCGUGGUUGGAGAGGUAAUGAGUUCCUGAGAAAGUAUUUAUAUAUAUAUAUUAAACGACUGUUUAUGAUCCAGAGCUGGCUCAGUAGAGACGAGAGAGCGAGUGCGCAGUAUCGGACCUGACUUCCUGCUGAGCUGGCUUCACGCAGAACAAAAUUCACACACAAGGACGUGUUUUUCAAUAGUCUCCAUAGAGGGAAAAAAUUUAUGAAUUUUGUAUAUAUUUCUUAAACUCCCUAAGCUUGUAUCGUUAAAUAUAAAUACUUAUUGUUAAGUAUUUGUAUUCAAUGCUUGUAUUUCACUUGUUGAUUGCUUAUUAUUUAUAAACUGUUUUAAUCACUUGAAAUAAGUGUAGUUGUUUUGUAAAUUGCAAAAUAUAUGUAACUGAGGUGAAAAUUAAAGUAAAUGUUUCAUAGAAUAUUUUG
This is a messenger RNA of Bacillus rossius redtenbacheri, 4874 nucleotides long. Its product is annotated as probable peptidoglycan muropeptide transporter SLC46. Gene Ontology annotation, cellular component: membrane. The transcript is spliced from 9 exons. Lineage: Eukaryota; Metazoa; Arthropoda; Insecta; Phasmatodea; Bacillidae. Gene Ontology annotation, molecular function: transmembrane transporter activity. Gene Ontology annotation, biological process: transmembrane transport. Bases 327 to 1925 code for a protein of 532 amino acids. The record is from RefSeq and is a predicted model, not a curated record.